AUGUGGACAACAGAAAUUGGUCUUUGGAAUGGUGGGCGCCGAAAGACAAAUGUAGCAUUUACAAUGCUUGUGGGAAAUUCGGCAGCUGUAAUGUUAACAAUUGGGUGGGGAGUACAUAAAGAUUUUUUGGAUGGGUGCACCAGAAAUUCGACAUCAUCCGACAUCAGCGACAUGUUCUUGAGCUUAAAGAUGAUGAAAGUGAACAACCCAGACUCUAAUAUCUUCGAUGCAAACAAUGAAACAGAAUGCAGAAAGCAGUGCCUUAACUCCAGCCUGUGCCAAGCUUAUUCAUUUCAGCCAUUGACCGACAUCUGCUGGAUUUGCACUGAGAAUCUAAGUAAUCCUCAAGAGGAGUACAUAAACGGUAGUCGUAACCUCUCUGUCUGCGUGGCAAAACCUGUUAUAGAAUCAACUGUUAGGAAUUGUGAGCCUUGGGGCAAAAACUUGAUCCCCUAUCCACUGAGCACUGGACCAAAUUGCGGCGACCACAUGUACUUCAGUUUUGAUUGCAACAGUUCCACAAGCCAGGUUAGCUUCAAGGCUCCCAGUGGCACCUAUCGAGUAGCCAAUAUCGAUCCAAGUAAACGAACAUUUGUCAUCCAAGUCAAACAUGUAGGAUAUGAUAGAAAUUCAAGAGGAACUCAGCUUCUCAAUGAUUCGUUGCCAUUUAUUGAGGGCACGUGGCUUUUCAUUGAUUCUGGCAAAUUUAGUUCUGGCGUUGAAGCUGAAGUAAAGAUUAGUUGGGAGACCCCGCACAAGCUAAGCUGUAAUUAUUGCAGAGAAUGCAUGGAAUGGACAAAUUCAACUUGCAAUGUAACAAGAGACGGAAAGAGGUGUCUUUGCACUGGAAAAUUCCUAUGGGAUGGCCAAAAUUUAAACUGCACUAAAGAGCUUGUAGAAGGUGAUUAUCCUCAGCCUUCAGAAGAGCAAUCAAAAGGAAAGAUGCCUUUGACUCUGAUUGUUAUGAUACCUCUAAUAGUAGUGUUUCUCCUCGCAAGUGCAAUUCUUUGUAUAUAUAUGUGGAGACGAAAGAUGGCCAAGAGACAAGAAAACAGAAGAAGUGAUGAAAGAAAUCGAGUACUUCGCACAUUAGAUAGUGAAAAACAUGUCAAAGACUUGAUGGGUUCGGGUGAGUUCACAGAAGAAGAUGAGAAAGGCAUAGAUGUACCCAUGUUUGAUUUGGAAAGCAUUCUAGCAUCUACAGAUAACUUCUAAUAUGCAAACAAGCUUGGAGAGGGGGGCUAUGGGCUUGUUUACAAGUGGCUAUAUGUCUCCGGAGUAUGCAUUAAAUGGACUUUUGUCAGUUAAAACCGAUG
Molecule: messenger RNA, 1316 nt
Organism: Alnus glutinosa
Lineage: Eukaryota; Viridiplantae; Streptophyta; Magnoliopsida; Fagales; Betulaceae
Exons: 6
Coding region: 1-1215 (404 amino acids)
Source: RefSeq, a predicted model, not a curated record